Messenger RNA from Vigna umbellata (rice bean), 408 nucleotides. RefSeq lists its product as uncharacterized. Lineage: Eukaryota; Viridiplantae; Streptophyta; Magnoliopsida; Fabales; Fabaceae. The record is from RefSeq and is a predicted model, not a curated record.
AUGGAGACUUUUAAGAAAUUGGAGAUCACCAUACCUUUCUCUGAAGCAUUGCAACAAAUUCCUUCGUAUACAAAGUUUUUAGAGGAGCUCCUCACAAAGAAGAAAUAUCUAGAUGAGGAAACAAUUGAAGUGCAGGGUAAUUACAGUGCCAUAUUGCAAAAGACACUACCUCCCAAAUUCAAAGAUCCAAGGAGUUUCACCAUCCCUUGCACCAUUGGGAAUCAUGAUAUAGGGAAGGUUCUAGUUGACUUAGGAGCUAGUAUCAAUCUAAUGCCCUUAUUUAUGCUUAAGAAGAUUUGUGGUCUGGAGGUCAAACCAACAAAAGCAAUUUUGCAAAUGGCAAAUGGGUCCAUUAAGCAUCCUUAUGGUGUGGUAGAAGACGUGUUGGUAAAAAUUGAUAAGCUCUAA